Molecule: messenger RNA, 516 nt
Organism: Angiostrongylus costaricensis
Lineage: Eukaryota; Metazoa; Nematoda; Chromadorea; Rhabditida; Metastrongylidae
Source: the annotation of a GenBank genome assembly
AUGCAGAUUCCACCGGAAGACAUGAACUUCUCUACAUCUAUUGUAAACUACGGAAUUCUGUUCAACAUGGAGAAAUUAAGUGGUUCAAUUUACUUGAACUCAGUUUAUACUGGACUAAUGAGAUAUGUUUGCAAUUUGACGCUGGGCUAUGCUGAUCUUAAAUUCAAGAGGAUUGGAAGAAAAUUUGUGCAUACCUCUGGACUUGUGAUCAUCAUUCUCUCACUAGCAUUUGUCAUUAUAGCUCAUUUCUUUGGUCUCAACCAUAUGCUUAAAGAAGAAGUGCGAUUACUUAUUCUAUUGGCUAGUUCGAUGACGUCACAGAUCUAUGUCACCACGGGAGUUGUCGGUAACGAACUUUUCCCUACUCCUAUUCGGAAUGUGGGGUACGCGUUUCUACAACUGUGGAACCGUCUCGGUGUUAUCGCCUCGCCAUUUGUUUUCUACAGGGUAGAAAAUACCAUCGACAAAGCACAAGAGGCGGAAAACUGGUGGCCUCAGAAGUCUAACCAUCGUUGA